This is a messenger RNA of Amphimedon queenslandica, 4730 nucleotides long. Its product is annotated as endoribonuclease Dicer-like. NCBI's taxonomy places the organism in Eukaryota, Metazoa, Porifera, Demospongiae, Haplosclerida, Niphatidae. Gene Ontology annotation, cellular component: nucleus; cytoplasm. Gene Ontology annotation, molecular function: ATP binding; deoxyribonuclease I activity; ribonuclease III activity. The record is from RefSeq and is a predicted model, not a curated record. Gene Ontology annotation, biological process: apoptotic DNA fragmentation; siRNA processing; pre-miRNA processing. The transcript is spliced from 10 exons. The coding region runs from base 13 to 4713 and encodes 1566 amino acids.
AAGAGAUAAGAGAUGGAUGUCACAGGAGCAAGAUCAUACCAGUUGGAAUUGCUGGACUCUGCGAUAGAGAAAAACACCAUUGUAUUGCUAGGGACGGGCGCCGGGAAGACCUUCAUUGCUGUCCUUCUCAUUAAACAAUUCUCUCACGAGAUACUGGACUCUUUUAGGGAUAACCCUAACUCCAAGAGAACCAUAUUCCUAGUCACCACUGUUGCAUUAGUAACUCAGCAAGCUAACUACAUUAGAACACACAUAGACCUUAAUGUCGGGACUUAUUACGGGGAGAUGGGCGUUGAUGCCUGGCGUCUCACAAAAUGGAACUCUGAGCUGGAGUGUAACCACAUUCUUGUGAUGACACGUCAGAUCUUCCUUGAUAUGCUGAGUCAUGGUUUCAUCUCAAUGUCACGCGUUAACUUGAUCAUAUUUGAUGAGUGUCAUCACGCAGUGAAGAAUGACCCCUACGUUCAAAUAAUGAAGCAUUACAAUGACGAGAGAUAUAUGUGUAACAAGCCCCAUAUAUUGGGUCUGACUGCCUCUAUUAUCAGCGGCAAGUGUAAACCAGAUAAACUCGAAGAAAGAAUCAGGAAGCUUGAGGCUACCCUUAAUGCUAGAGUUGAGACUGCUACGGAUUUGGCAGAAGUUGCUAAAUAUGCCACCAACCCUCAGGAAAGCCUCGUAACAUAUGGAGCUACUUCUAAUCAGCAUCAUUCUGAACUCACUGUGCGUCUAAAGUCGGUCAUAUCUGAAACAUUGAAAUUUAUGUAUCAAGCUCCACAGUCUAGUAGAGCAGGCACUGUCCCAAGUAGAUUGCAGUGCUAUCUUGAAGAGUGCAUAUAUGUCAUGGAGAAUAUCAGUAUCACCAGUGCAGUAGAGGCUGUGAGACUUAUAGAGACAGAGAUCAAAGAUAUGCUAGAUGAAGGAGACGCUGUAGGUGAAUGGGAUAUCACAUUAUGUCAUCUCUUGCUCUUAAAAUUGUCAAUAUUUUCAAGCCAGUGCAAUGAGCUGCUUUUUGAUGGUGUGAAUGACCACAGUCCUAAAUUUUCAAAGCUUUUAGAAAUCCUCUUAAACCUAAGAAGCAGCCAGGCUGAAGAUUUUUGUGGCAUCGUAUUUGUAGAGCAAAGAAUGACGGCAAUGUGUCUCUCACAGAUAAUUACAGAAAUAAAGUUACCAGGGAUAAGGUGUAGCUUCAUUGUUGGCCAUGCCUCGUCGUCCGGUAAGAUUAUGGAGAAGAAGGUUAGUGGAAGUGGAGGUAUGAACGCAAAGAAGCAACAAGAGGUUCUGAAGAAAUUCCGCUCUGGAACACUUAACUUACUCAUAGCAACAAGCGUUGUCGAGGAAGGACUGGACGUGAGGAAGUGCAACGUUGUGAUUCGCUACGACUUUCCAAAGACGUUUCAAUCGCACGUACAAUCGAAAGGAAGAGCCCGUGCCAAAGACUCAAGAUAUUUGGUACUGAUUGACCAAACACAAGAAAGCAAGUGUACGUGUGAUAUAAAAGAGUAUGCUAAACUGGAGGAAAUGUUGGCCUCUCUUUGUCAUAAUCGCGAGUCACCGGAUGAGGAUGAGGUUUCACGUCAGCUCAUGCACCUCAUGAAACCAUAUCAACCAUACGGACCAUCGGGACCUUCACUUCCUAUUGAUAGCAGCUUAUCACUACUACACAGGUAUUGUCAAAAGUUACCUGGAGAUCAGUACACAGUAAUGGCACCUGAUUUUAAGCUAGAACCAGUUGAUGAUGCAAUAUGUCAGCUUGAUGGUAGACGUUAUGAGACACUCUUUAUGUGCACUGUAUACUUACCAACUUGUUCACCAGUCAGAUCAGCACAGGGUAUAGCAGUGCCUCGUGUUAAUCUUGCCAGACAGUCAGCAGCAUUCAUUGCAAUACAGGACCUUCACAAAGCCGGAGAGCUUGACGAGCAUUUGAAGCCUUUGUCUCGCGAUGAUGAUGAUUCUGAUGAUGAGAACAAAGAGAAAAAAGAAGCAAAGAAAAUAAAAAAUGCAGGAACUAACAGAAAAGUGACAUAUUACAAGAAUGAGGUUCCAAGUUGUCUUAAAGAGAGUUUCCCUUAUAUUGGUAAGAAUUUCCUGUAUGUGUUUAUACUGGGGGAAGGAACUUCAUUGACUACACUUGGUAUUCUCACUAGUAAACGGAUCCCAGUUACUAAAAUUCCUCAAUUUCCUCUCUUCGCUGGCCAUUCAACAAUAAAUGUCUCCUUUGAAGAACAUUUAUUCGAUGCUACAAUACAAGAACUGGAGGUACUAAAGAAAUUCCACGAGAUAAUUUUCACGGAUAUUAUAUCAAUUAAAGGAGAAGACCUUAAGCUCUCUUUUGAAACUUCAGACAGUUCUUAUCUCAUAGUCCCGGUCACUGUCUAUCAGCUUGGUUGUCCACUACAAUGCUUUGUGGAUAUAGAAACAGCAAAAAAUAUGAUAAUAGCAGCUGAGAGGGGAAGGAAAGCGGAGGAUCUUGCUUCUCCUACUUGGCCUUUUGACUGGCCAGAUAAACUUGUCUUUAAAUCUUAUGUUGAAGAAACGUCUCAUGAUCAGUUCCAGCUUUAUGAGGUCCUGUCUUACAAUCCAGAGGAAACUCCUUUAUCUCUUUUUCCAGGAGAAUCAACCAAAUCCUAUUUUGAGUAUUUUUUAAAUAAAUACGGCUACUCUAUUGUGUAUAUAUGUGAUCCAUCUCUGACUUGCAAACCAGUCAGCAUGGGAGUGAAUGGUGUAAGGUUAUUGGUAUCGCGUUUUAAAGAUACCAACAGAUCCUCUGCCUCUGCUCCUGAUGAUGAAUCCUCUCAAAGGUCAAGUGAGAUUCGAUUAUUUCCAGAGCUAUGCAAAGUGUGGCCUAUCCCGGCCUCUUUCUGGAAAUUGUGUCGCUGUGUGCCGUCAAUCAUUCACAGGCUGGUUGGGUUUUUAUUGGCAGAGGAGCUUGCCCAGUCCAUAUCGAGUUUUACUGGAAUAGGAGUGACAGAAGUUUACGAAUAUCGAUGUCAUCCUGAUAUUAUGAGGGAAGGAGAGCCAAAUGAAAUGGAACACAACAGUGAGUCUGUAUUUCAUUGGAGAGAUGGUGGUUACAUUGUUGAUGCUGAUACAUCAAACCAGCUGCAUUCACAAGUCAAUGCUGAGGGCGUAAUAAGAGGUCCUUCUAAUUCUCUACUCCUUCAGUCACUAACUGGUACUUCUGCUAAAGAUUCCUUUGAUCUCGAGAGAUUGGAAACACUCGGAGACUCAUUCCUCAAACUCGCUGUCUCUGUGAGUCUCUUUUGUGGCCGUGGUAAAGACCACGAGGGGAAGCUCACUCGCUCUCGUAUUAACAGGAUCUCUAAUUUUAAUCUUUCAUUUCUUGCAAAGAAGAAGGGCCUACCUGGCCUGUUACAGACCGAGCAGUUUGAGCCUCUUAGUGGGUGGAUACCGCCUGGCUUUAGCUUAAGUCUGGACUCUGCUUUACCUGAUCAUGUUCCUCCUAAUACUCUACCAGCUGUUAUACAAAAAUACUAUUACCAUAAAGUCACUGAUAAGGGAAUUGCAGACUCAACUGAGGCGUUGCUGGGUGCGUACCUCAUUGCCGGGGGACUGGGAGCAGGAUUUAGUUUCCUUGACUGGCUGGGACUUCAAAAGCCAACAGAAUCAUCUUCCUUCUCUCAAGAUGUGACAAUGAGCUCUUGUAAUGUAAGCAGAAAGCAAUCACAGAGCAGCUUGAUGAGCAUUGAAGAAGCAUCUCCUUGCAUUAAUCCAAUUUUAUUACAAAAUUCUACUCACGUUUUCUCUUCUUGCUGCCUCCCUCCACCACCCUCACUGCUUGAUAGCAGCGCACCAGAUACCACAAUAGACAAGUUGCUCUCUUCAGCAGUCCCUGGAGGAGGCAGGAGUUCACUGUAUGAUAAACUAAGCUGGGAUUUCAGUGACCGUGCUCUCCUGUUGCAAGCCCUCACCCACCCAUCGUACAGCAAUAAAAAUAGAGUCACUCGCUCAUAUCAAAGAUUAGAGUUUCUGGGAGAUGCUGUAUUGGAUUAUCUCAUUACUUGUUGCCUCUAUACUGAGUUCCCAUCAUACACUCCUGGUCAGAUUACUGAGACCAGAUCUGCACUGGUCAAUAAUGUCACUUUUGCUGAGAUUGCUGUCAAGAAGCUCUCCCUUCAUACCUAUCUUCUUUAUUUGUCUCCCUCGCUUUUUCGAAAGAUCACAGAGUAUGUGGAGUUCCUUCAAGAGGAUGAGAGGGAGAGUGGCAGUGAAAAAGAAUUAAUUUAUUGUCGCUUUGGUGAUCAAUCUGAGAAUGUCCAUGAAGAAAUGAAUGGUGACAUUGCUAUGCUUGAAGAAGAGGAAGAGGCUGAUAUAACAGAGUUAGAGCCUCCCAAAGUAUUAGGGGAUGUCCUUGAGUCUUUGGCUGGUGCUCUGUUUCUAGACAGUGGAAUGAGCCUGGAGACUGUAUGGUCAUACUUCUAUCCUUUCUUCAGGCCACUUAUUGAGAGUUUUAAAGAGAAGGGCCCACCAGUUCAUCCUAUACAAGAACUAAUGAGAACUGAGCCAUCAGUUGAAAUAAUGCAGAGUUCAACUCGGAGAUCAAAGCAUCGUUGCACAAUAAAGGUGAUUGAUAAGGAUAUUCAGGUCUCUUGCAUUGCUGAGAGUUAUAAAACUGCAAAGAAUGGAGCUGCCAAAAGAGUCAUCAGAAAAAUCAAAGAAAUCGGGAAAAAUCGGCAAGAUAUGGCUGACGAUUAACAAUCAUCAAAAUGACA